UCCAUUCAUUCAUUUAAUCAUCCAGGAAAAUUUUUAUAUACAAAAGUCUGUCGGAUGGAGAGCUAAAAAUAUUUCUUAGCCUAAUGAAUAAUGGCAAAUAUUUGCUUUAGAAUGCAAAACAUUCUAAACUGCCCGUGGUGACAGAAGGAACAAGUUAUUUAAGGUCUAAAUUAAAUUUAAAAUGCGUACAACAUGUAUUGUGCCCUACUUCUUAACUUUAAAACUGCUGUUGGCAGAAACUAUAAUUAGUAAAAACCAAAAAAUUUGCAAGGACGCUUUGCCAUGGAAGGACUGCGACUUUUAUAAAGGAUUGGGUUAUUGUAAAACUAGAAGCGAACGCCUCCGUAAUCUAUGUCCUCAAACCUGUGAUUUGUGCGACCAUGAAACACCUAUAGAAAAUCAAUGUCUAGAUGAAGAUGGUCCAUUUAAUUGCAGAUACCUUCAACAACACGGUGCUUGUUAUACUCAUGCAGAUCUUAUGGUGAGCCGAUGUGCAAAAACUUGCGAUUUAUGUGAUAUUAGACACCAAUGCGCGUUGUUAAACUGCCCUAAACACAAGCUCUGUGUGUUUAACAAUGAAACAAGACAAGCUAGGUGCGAGUGUCCAGAUCAUUGCAACAAUAAAGAAGAGUAUAAAAGUUUAGGAAGUGUGUGUGGUACAGACGGAAAAACAUAUAAAGAUUAUUGCCAUCUCCAACGCCAUUCUUGUCGAGAAAAUUUAAAUAUCACGGUUGGUUUUUAUGGAGUUUGUCCAGCAGAUGAACCUUGUGAAGACGGUCAACAAGAAAAAGAAUCCGGCUUUUGCGAUUCUUGGAAAAAUUUAGGUUUGUGUAAAGAAAAGAAUUACAUAGACACUCUAAAGAAGUAUUGCUCUCGCACUUGCAAUCUUUGUCCUGAAAAAAGAGCACUGUUUCCAUCGUACUCUUGUCAUUCGUCACCAUAUGGAUGCUGUUGGGAUUGGACUGAAAAACCAAGUAGCGGUGAAAGUUGUAAAGCUUGUAAAGACCGUAAUCCAGUUUUAUGCACUGCAUUUAUCAAAGAAUGUAAUUCAGGAUUUCGCAGUAAUUUGCACUUUAUGAAGACGAAUUGCCCGUCAACAUGCGGCUUUUGCUCUUCACAAGUUCCAAGCUAUAAUAUCAAGAUUUAUGACCAAAGUGGAAAGAAAUUGUUCAAGUCUCAAAAAGUUACAAAACAAUGAGAAAAUAAUUGUUUUCCAUAUUAGUUCAUGCAUACUACAAUACUGCAUACUCAAAAUAUAUGAGAUCAAAAAGACUGAGUCAAAUCCAAGACAAUUGUUAUGAAGACUGCGUUGAUAUUUAAUUUUUAAAUGCAAUGUUUACCCUAUUGCAUUUUAAAUUGCGAUUGUACAUUUUUAUUAAAUUAUUUAGCAAGUUUAUUUAUAGUAAGUUUUUUAACAAAUAUUUUAAUUGACGAAACUGAUAAAAGAAUAUUUUUGUAUUUGCUUUAGACUCGACAAUAUUUGACAGACUUCAAAGUAACUCCAAUUACUUUACAAUGUGUAAUAUGUAUUAAUAACUUCAAUACGUUGAAAUUUUUUUAAAUCCUGAUUAAAAACAUUUCUAAUGUAUUUGAACCGGAAGUAUAUAAAUGUUAAAAGAUAAUGAGUUAUAUUAGAGAGAAAGAGAAA
Molecule: messenger RNA, 1648 nt
Organism: Hydra vulgaris (swiftwater hydra)
Lineage: Eukaryota; Metazoa; Cnidaria; Hydrozoa; Anthoathecata; Hydridae
Product: follistatin
Molecular function (GO): protein binding
Source: RefSeq, a predicted model, not a curated record